Echinostoma caproni is the source of this 303-nucleotide messenger RNA. Lineage: Eukaryota; Metazoa; Platyhelminthes; Trematoda; Plagiorchiida; Echinostomatidae. The record is from the annotation of a GenBank genome assembly.
AUGUGGCAUGAGCAGGAUGUAGAGAAUCCCGGCAACUAUUCGGCUUAUAGGCAAUAUAAAGUGAACGGCAGACAAGGUGGAGAAGUACUCCUGCUGGUUAAAGCCGCUUACACUCAAUGGGACUCACCAAUAAAACUGGCGACACCUAAUAUCCAAACCAAGGCCUGUAUUAUCCUCUUUGGAAGACGACCGUUAGGAAUGCUACUUGUCUAUUUCGCACCUCAGGCGAAACGCACAGAAGAUAUGGAAAUGCCUGAUACAAUGCAGGAAUUCCUAAUUCCAAGGGAUCUUAAUCCUGGGUGA